AUGCCUCCCAGUUCUUUCAACCCGCUGCCUACAUGCCCCAUCCCCAUUCAGUGGGAUGUGCCAGGCCGUAUAGCAGAGCUUCAAGCCAUGAUCGACGACCCCGCCACCAGCGAACCACAGAAGAUAAACCUCCAAGCUGCAAUCGAUCUGUAUCAUCGAAAGGAGCUUCCAGGACCGGUAGUAAUUAUCCAGGACGGCAAAGUUAUUUCUCUUAAGGAUUUUAAUAUCAACCGGCCGUGGUGGUCUAAGGAUGGGUUAUCCAAGGAGACACCCCGAACGGACCGCCUUGAACAAUCAGUCUUACAACUUACCCGCAUCAAAGUCGGUAUUGCAACCGACGAAGCCAAGCCAACUAAGAGGCAGAUCAGCAAGCAUGGUGACCAUCGUGAAAUCUAUCCAAAAGACGAGCCUUUCUAUACUCACGGUAGACCCGCAUUCCCGCUCUAG
Molecule: messenger RNA, 447 nt
Organism: Nannizzia gypsea CBS 118893
Lineage: Eukaryota; Fungi; Ascomycota; Eurotiomycetes; Onygenales; Arthrodermataceae
Exons: 2
Coding region: 1-447 (148 amino acids)
Source: RefSeq, a predicted model, not a curated record